CACCGACAUGUGUGUGGUCGACGUCCAAGACUCUGGGAGGAGCGCUAUCUCUUCGCCCAAUUCCAAGGUAAAGUGGUGGAGCGCCUGGGAAUUCAAGGACUUGCCUCCACUGCCGGCCAGCUCGCCCGUGGAUCCUUUCCGGAACAGUAGCUACAAGUUUGGUGGAGCCUGGGAGGUCUUCAAGGCGGUGCUGUGCUCGCCGCUGCUGGUGGUGAGAGUCAUUCUCAUUGGAGUUUUCUUGUUCCUGGGAUUCCUGUGCACGAAGCUGGCGCUAUGGCGCUGGGAGAGUGACCACAAGGCCAUGCCGCGAUGGAGACGAGAUAUAAUGUGGGGCACUCGAGUUUGCGCUCGAGGUAUACUCUUCUGCUUUGGGUUCCAUUGGAUUCAGCGCAUUGGAAGGCCUGCUCCCAGAGAAGUCGCUCCCAUCCUGGUGUCAAACCAUGUAUCGUUCAUCGAUCCUAUGUUCUACUUCUUCGAACUCUUCCCGACCAUCGUGAGCUCGAGUUCACACAAUGAUCGUCUUUUCGUCGGCACCAUAAUAAGAUCAAUGCAGGUGAUUCCCGUGGAUAGGUUAUCUCCAGCUUCAAGGAAAAGCGCCAUCGCGGAAAUCAAGAGAAGAGCGAUGUGUAGCGAUUUUCCUCGUCUUCUUUUAUUUCCCGAGGCUACUACAACAAAUGGAAAGGCUCUGAUAUCGUUUAAGCCCGGUGCCUUCGUUCCUGGAUUUCCAAUACAACCUGUUGUGGUUAAGUACCCGCACGUUCAUUUUGAUCUAUCCUGGGGCAACAUCUCUCUGAAAAGCUUGAUCCCUCGGAUGCUGCUUCAAUUUCACAAUUUUAUGCAGGUUCAUUAUCUUCCUGUUAUAUAUCCCUCGUCGCAUGAAAAGUCCCAUCCAGCGGAUUAUGCACAAAGGGUGAGAUAUGCAAUGGCAAGGAGCCUCAACGUUCCGGAAACGGAACACAGUUAUGGUGAUUUACUCCUUUCUGCAAGAUCGUUGUCGCUGAAAAUGCCUUUUUCAACCUCGUUCACACUUGAAAUGAGAAAAAUGGACACGCAACUCCAGCUUACAGACGCCGACGCACUCUACUAUUUGGAGAAAUUCUCAAUCAUGAAUUCAUCUCGCAGUGGGCAACUGACGAGGUUUGAGUUCUUGCAAAGCCUGGGACUUACACAUUCUCCAUUCGGAGAGCAGGCUUUUGCGAUGUUUGACAGGAAAAAGCAUGAAUUCGUCACCUUCCAAGAGUUUGUGGCCGCAUCAGUAUCUUUGUCCAGAAAUGCAAGCUUUUUGAAGCUGCUGGAUUUGACGUUUUGCCAUGCGGUCCACAAGAACAGCGACGAAAUGCUUCUCAUGGACAAGGUUGCCACACUUUUGGAGAGGAAUUGUGCUGGAUCUACAAGCAAGGUGCUUGUGGAUCAAUUUUGUAAACAAACCGACCGGAUGGACCAUGCAACGUUUUGCUUAUAUCUUAAAAGAAAUCCAGAGCUAAUAUUUCCCUUGUCUCUGGUAAUUCUUUCUUUGAAUGAGGAAUAAACUGAAGGAUCAAAAUUAAAAUUA
This is a messenger RNA of Selaginella moellendorffii, 1552 nucleotides long. RefSeq names its product lysophospholipid acyltransferase LPEAT2. Gene Ontology annotation, biological process: phospholipid metabolic process. The record is from RefSeq and is a predicted model, not a curated record. The coding region runs from base 8 to 1528 and encodes 506 amino acids. Lineage: Eukaryota; Viridiplantae; Streptophyta; Lycopodiopsida; Selaginellales; Selaginellaceae. Gene Ontology annotation, molecular function: lysophosphatidylethanolamine acyltransferase activity. The transcript has 14 exons.